UAGUGUGCUGAUGCCACUGAAAAAAAAAAAAAAGAAAUAAACAAAAGAAAGAGAAAAACAUUUCUUCCGACGUCACAGUGGUGCCGUUGCCAAUACGUUGGACAGUUUCAUAAAUAUAAGUAACACUGUGUAACAAAUCUGCUCAAAAUUAGCUAUUUUUUUUGUGGUUCAUGGUGCGUAACGGCGCUCACUAUUCUGAAGGCGAAGACGUGAUCAAAACGUUCGCAUGCAGCACUCAUGUAAGAAACCUAUAGAAUAAGACACGAAGAAGACAUCCAAUGAGACACUCUUCUGCUGUGUGCCUGUGUCACUGUUAUUUUGAUUACACUUUUCUUUCCUAAGCAUCGCCGUGCACUGCGUUUUUGUUUUGUGUUCACACAAUAGAAGAGCGUCUCUCUUCUUGGGUUCAUCUGCGCAUGCUGCCUGGUGAGUGCGGAUGACUUCGCCUGGGUGACCCACGAGCCGUUCGCCACGGAGAACCUGGUGUCCAUCGCGCCGUCAGGGCCGCAGCAAGUGACAGCGGUGGCGCCCUGGCCACAGCAGUGGCACUCCUCUCCGAUGCAGCAGCAACAGCAUCAACAGCAGCAGCAAAACUUCAAUCCAGGGAGGAUGCUGUUCCAUUCUUCCGGUCCGUGGAAUAACCACGGUGGAGGUGGAGGCGGCGGAGGCGGCGGCGGAGGCGGAGCGAACGACAUCGCCACGGUUCAUCUCCAAGGUCCGGGGCCCGGUUCAUGGCAAGGAGGUAACGCUCCUUGGCAAACCAACAGUGUCGCAUUCCCUUGGCAAAUGCAGCAGCACCAACAGCAGUCUCAAAACCACCAUCAAAACAACCAUCAAAAUCACGGUGGCCCACCCGGAGAUAUCUCACUCCCGUGGUCCACCCAGCAACAGGGCCAUAUUGCGACUUUCACUUCCCUGCCAAGCGGUCCCGUUCAGCACCCGCCCAACCCGUGGCAGAACAUGGCUCCCAUGGGCGGUGCUCCCUGGCAGUACCAGCAGAACCAGAACAACCACAACAACCACAACAGCAACACCAACAACAAUAACAACAACCAUCCUCAUCCACCGCAUCAACAGCAGCAACAUCAUCAGCAGCAGCAGUCUAAUCAGCAACAUCAUCCUCAACAACCACAGCAGCCGCCGCCUCCUGAACCAUCGCUGCCGAGGACCCAAGUGAAGCUCAUCUACGUGCCCAUACCCAUCGUGAGGUCCGUGACGCAACAGGCCGUGUCGUCGCAGCAGGGACAGUGGCAGCAGCAAGGUGGCGGCGGAAGUGGUGGCGGUGGAGGGGCUUCCGUACAGGUCAUCUGGCCUCAACAACAGCAGCAGGGUGGCUCCCAGAGCACGUGGCAGCCAGGCGUCAAGACAAGGACUUUCUCGGUGCCGGCCAAGACGAUGGGCAGCGCAGGCGCUGUUAUACCGAUCGUCAUCUCACUGCAGACCACGAGUUCGCGGGGUCCACCCCCGGCCAAGUCCGAAUUUUCACCUCGGGUUGCCACAUCCCGUGCGGACACGCCCAGAAGUGCAUGGUGGUGAUGAACGGGUUUGUUUGCAGGGUGUCACAAGUUUGGUCGAUAGCCACCGACAGGCUCGAAAUCGAAGGUGCAUUCAUAAGUGACGAUCGGCCGCUGAUAUAGGUGCAAGAAGCCCUUACCACUGACAAAGUGGUACUCUUAAAUAAGGCUUGUAUGUACCUGUUUAUUGUAUUUCAUCGCGAACCACUAUGAGCGAAUUGUGCGUGUCUAUCUUUUAUUGAUGCUUCACUUUGUAGAUGUACUUGCGGAACUUGGAGCGACAUAUGGUGGGCACAAUUCGAGUGUGAAGGCCAGACAUUCACUGACAUCAUCAGAAAAAUAAGCUUCGCCUUUAAGAGUAGAACGCGAUAGCGUUAUCGGGACCCGUUCGCAUCGCAUCGUUCGCAUACAGCAAGUAGGCUUCAUUCACUGCAACCCUGAACGUGGGAAAGCCAGCUUACAAAGACCAAGCUUACACCGAUCCCCUUGAAGCCGGCUUCACUUUUAAACUGAAAUGCAUUGCUGGAAAGGCGUUUUUCCAGGGGCAAUAUAAGUGGUCUUAUAUUAAAAUGUGAAGGCCCUAUAGCACCUUUUUUUAUUAUUUUAUUAAUUGUUUUCUAUUGCACCGACGCGCGCAGGUAUGGUAGAAAUGCUGGAAAAUGGGUUUGUGUUUGAGUUUCCUCGUAGCAGAAUUAAAUUUUCUCGUACAUUCAAAUUACAAUCCGACGCCGAUUGGUAAACAAUCCGACGGCGAAUCCGACGCCGAAUGGUAAAGCCGUACUUUACCAUUUUUCUGACGGAUUUCACUGUGAGAAAUUCAAUUUUUGUUCACCAAAACUUUGCACCACGUGCAGGGCCUGCGCGGUCGAUGUGGUUGGAUGAUUUUCUCCGCCACCCGCGAUCACACGCCGGUUGCCGACGCCGGAUUUUCUGCGACACGGGGCCCUAAACGCUAUCGCGUUAAAAAAGCGAAGUUGUACAUAUUGCCCACGGUAUAUACGUUUGCUCAGCCAGCGCGCCUUUUCAAAAACGCUCUAGGUGUAAAGAGACGAAUUGUACCCGCUAGCCUUGUACCCUAUCCCUACCUCCCAUGUUCAUUACGGUGGACUCCAUGCAGAAGACUGAGAUUAUUGGGCACCACGGCACUACGCGACCAGAGUAUGUGCAUGAACAAUGAUUCCGCACGAUGUAGAGAGUUUCCGCCUUUCCCUCCCCCAACCUUCCAGCCAUUUUGAAGCCAGUGCAUUUUCUUAAUGUGCCAAUUGAGACCAAUACCCAAGUGUACCUCCCGCCAUGUCAGUGCAUAUGGGAUGAAAGGGCUGUCGUUAUGCCUGUUGAAUUCGUGAUAA
Messenger RNA from Dermacentor silvarum, 2863 nucleotides. Its product is annotated as la-related protein Larp4B. The coding region runs from base 559 to 1536 and encodes 325 amino acids. The record is from RefSeq and is a predicted model, not a curated record. Lineage: Eukaryota; Metazoa; Arthropoda; Arachnida; Ixodida; Ixodidae. The transcript has a single exon.